AUGUCACCAAGUGUCCGUCCCGCGCGUCGUCCGAGUGAAGAUAUUCGCGUAUUGAAACAGCCCGCUACUGCUUCUUCUUUUAACACCAAGCAGCUUCAACGAGACAAAUUGGAACAAGAGCGCGACCUGGAAAUGCCAGGCACGCCGCCUAUAGUCGGACAAAGUCGUCGAAUGUGGGGCGAAGCGACCCCGAAACAGACCGAAGCGCGGCGACUCGCAGAGCAGGAAAAGCUGCAGCCCGCAGAUCAACAUGUGGCGCGUCACGCUGCCGCUCUCAUCAUGCAACGACUUGUGCGUUGUUUUCUGGCUCGAACAAAGUUAUUUAUGCGUCGUAGUGCUGUCGGACGCCCUGUGGAGCUACAGAUCACGGGGGUGCAACGUCUUGAGCUGCUUUUUGACUACCGGACCAUCUUAUCGGUCUAUUGCAACGUACGCGUGCUUAAAAAACCAUUCGGACCCUUCAUGUUCCACUUUUCCACAAAUAAAUGCACUAAGGUGACCCUGCCUACAUGGGAGGACAGGUUCUACAUCCCCAUGUUGUCCAGCAAGUGUGACAUUGUCACGACAUUGAUCGGCGUCACCAAAACAGGUGGGUUACGGUUCUUAGGUCAAGCAAUUAUACCGAUGGAGCCCGGAUGGGAAAACAAGACAAAGAUUUGUGCACCGCUGGCAAAAUGGAAGUUUCCCGUGGACGAGUGUGUCGUGGGACUGCACCGCUUCUCAAAGGGCACGAUGGAGCUGGAAAUUAAGCCCAUUUCGUCUCGGAUGCCGUGCAAAUCGGGCCAGUUUUUUAUGACGCCGCCUGUUAUCACGCCGGCGAGACAGCCGUUCUCGUUUUGGACUAGAAAAGUGUCGAGCAAUGCGUCGUUGACUUCUCCGGCACCAGUGACACCUAGAAAGACGCCAUCGAGCGAUUUGUCUUUGCGGAAGACGCUGGUGACGCGUUGGGGCGUUCUCACGGACACAAGUUUCCUCCUCUUUGACAAUACGACUGCCGAGCUACUGGUUAGUUUGGACCUGGCCAAGUUGCAAAUCGUCAAGUCCAGUACGCAGCCCAAGAACGACCCGAGUCGACCAUUUCCCUUGAAGAUGUACGCCAAGGGCAGUAUGUACGUGCUGUAUGUAUCGAGUUACGCACAGCAGCAGUUGUGGGAAUACAAGAUCAACCUGCGUCGACGUGCAUCACUGAUUCCGUAA
Peronospora farinosa is the source of this 1197-nucleotide messenger RNA. The record is from the annotation of a GenBank genome assembly. NCBI's taxonomy places the organism in Eukaryota, Oomycota, Peronosporomycetes, Peronosporales, Peronosporaceae.